This is a messenger RNA of Cryptosporidium muris RN66, 1947 nucleotides long. RefSeq lists its product as uncharacterized. Bases 1 to 1947 code for a protein of 648 amino acids. The record is from RefSeq and is a predicted model, not a curated record. The transcript has a single exon. Lineage: Eukaryota; Apicomplexa; Conoidasida; Eucoccidiorida; Cryptosporidiidae.
AUGAAGUCACUAAUUUUGAUAUGUGAAGAUAAUAGAGAUUCCAAAAAUAUUAGACUACAGCAGAAUAGGAAAUAUAUAAAUAGUAAUCGAUGGUUUUUUGGUGAACAAAACAUUCUAGAUAAGGAUGAGGGAAUAGUCAAUGUUCCAAUUGAUUAUCAUAACUAUCGAAAAUUUUAUUUUGAUUCAAUAAUUAUAUAUCAAAAUGAAGAACUCCAAGAAUUGGCUUCUAAAUUAAGUAGCUCUGCACUAUUGAAUAAUUCCAGUAGUAUAAUAUUAUCUACUUCCUAUAGAUUUGGUGACAAGUGCCCUAUACUUCUAGAAGGUUUAUUUGAUGAUAAUAAUAUAUUAUGUGGUCCAGGAUUGAUGCUGUUGAUUGUAAAGAUAUUUUUAGGGAAUAUCAGUGGUCAUCUAAAUCAGACAUAUUAUGUGGGUUGUACAUGGAAUGGUAUAACUAAUUCUGGAAAAUUUGUAGAUUUAUUGAAUAAUUUAAAUAAUAACAGGCAGGAUAUUACAAACAAUGAUAUAUUAUUUGCUGAAGCAUCAAUUUCUCCUAGUAACGAUGAUUUUGGGUAUACUAGUUGUCUAAUAAUACGUAGUGUCAAUACUCUUGCUGAGUGCCUCCAUAAGUGUAGAAAUUUAAGUGAUUGGAAGUCUAUUUGUCAUUAUUGGUUUACAGUGAGACUUUUUGAAUACAACAACAAUGAUGGAGCUGAACAUUUCUCGUUAACUAGCUCAGUGACUUUAAUGUCUCUUGGUGAAGGCUUGAAAUCUAGGAUUUCUGGACAAGUUAACCCUUGGGAUACUUUGGAAACAAUAUUAAAUCUAUACUAUGGAAAAUCUGACAUUAUAGAUGAUAAUUUAUCAAUGAAAAAACUUGUUAUAAUGGUAAAGGACUAUUUAGAUUACCUAAAAUCUCAGGAUUUUAGAUGUGAUUUUGUAACACUACUAUAUAGACUUCCGUAUGCUCUAGAUCCCAGUAUUUCUUCUCACAGUAAAGAAGUUAGAUUUCUUCUUCCUUUGAUGCUACAUCAUGAAUCAAUAAGUAACUUGAAAAAACAAACAGAAUCUAGUACUUUGAUAUACCACAAAGGAUAUGAAUAUGACCAUGAUACUACCAACUACUCAAAUGAGGAAAGCAAAUAUUUAUCUGUAUAUGAAUAUUCUGCUGCUAGAGAUUCAAGUUGCUACUCUGCACAAGAUGAAAAAUCUAUUGAAACUUCAGAGUAUGGAUAUGAUUACGUCAGUCCAAUUCAAUCUCCAAGAAAAUCACCCUUGUAUUAUGAAGGAGAUGAUGCCCCUACUCCUCCUCCAUAUCCAAUAUUAGAUUUGAAAAGUCAAAUUGAUUAUACUGAAAAUAAUUCUGUGAAAAUAGUAGAUGAUAUAUACAAUAAAGUAAAUGAGAACUAUUUAUAUCGGUUAUCUGAAACUGAUGUAGAUAAGGAAACCAUAACACAACUAAAGGAUGAGACUCACAAACUUAAGCAAGAACUAAAAAUAUUUGAGGAUACUCUACUUGAUAAAAAUGAAUUGAUUGUUAGGCUGGAGAAAUUACUUGAUACGAGGGAUAUAAUUAUUAAACAGCACAUAGAAACAAUAGAUAAAUUAAAAAAGGAAAUAUUAAAAAAAGAUAAAGAAAUUAAGAUUUUAUCUUCUAAAUUAGCAAUUAUCCAGAAAUACAAGAAGGAAAGAAGCUCUUUUAAUGAAAAAGUAGUACCCGAUUAUAAUAUAACAGCUAAGAAAUUAUCUACGGCAGCAAAUACAAGUUCUAAACAAUCAAUAGAUAUACAAAGUGCCAGAUUAUCUGGCGAAGAAUUCGAAGAUAAUAACUCUUUAAAAAAAGAAAAACAAAGUGAAAAUUUAAAUGAAUUUAACCAGUACUCAAAUAAUGCGAAUUUAUCUAAUGUGGCAAUGAUGGCAUUACAAAAGUAUAUUCAACAAAGAAAGUAA